Molecule: messenger RNA, 2667 nt
Organism: Talaromyces rugulosus
Lineage: Eukaryota; Fungi; Ascomycota; Eurotiomycetes; Eurotiales; Trichocomaceae
Exons: 2
Coding region: 1-2667 (888 amino acids)
Source: RefSeq, a predicted model, not a curated record
AUGGCAUCCAAACCCAUGAAAAUGCCAACUUCCCACGGCCAUACCGCGGGCAUAUACGCAGAUAUGUCUGUAGAUGGCCCCCGGAUAGGCACCCUGGUGGUCAUCUUCGACCGUGCCAAAAAUUUGCCUAACCGGAAAACAAUGGGUAAGCAGAACCCGUAUGUCGCUGCACGCCUGGGAAAGGAGGCCAAAAAGACAGAGACCGAUAUGAGAGGCGGUCAAACCCCGAGAUGGGACCAAGAGCUCCGAUUUACCGUGCACGAUUCUCCAGACUACAACCAGAUAAAGAUUUCGGUCUUCAAUGAUGACAAGAAAACCGAGUUGAUCGGAGAAACAUGGGUCGACCUCAAUGCAUUGAUUAUCCCCGGCGGCAGUCAAAGCGAUACCUGGCACGAACUCAAGUUCAAGGGCAAGUACGCAGGAGACAUCCGCAUGGAAAUGACAUAUUACGAUACGCGCCCGGAAGAUGAGACUGUUAUCGAAAGAAGAACGGUGGUCACGGAUAAACCUCAGCCCAAAGCCAGCUCUGUUCCACAGGGUGGACCGUCGUCACUGUCGGGACCACGCCAACCACGGCCUGUGAAGCGGCGACCUUUGCCCGACGACCCGACUGGAGCUUCUGUCCCGCGACCUGCGCCGGUGCAAGAAUACAUCCCACCAGCACCAGCACCAGCACCAGCACCACAACAAACAUCGCUCCCCCCUCGUUCCGCACGGGACUAUGUCCAGCCUUUGGCCACUGUUGAGCAGGUGCAGCCGUCCCAAUUCUCGGAGAUGCAGCACCCGCGAGCCCACGACGGAUCUUACGAGACGUACUACCCAGAUAAUAACAUCGUUAGCUCGCAAGAGCAGCAUGCGAACUCUUAUUAUCAACCACACCCAGAGCCUCAUCAUGCGUAUAACGAACAUCGUGACAAUCCGCCGGCAGACUAUCAUCAGCAAAGACGUCAGCCUAUUUCGGAUUCUCACGCUUAUUCGUAUGAUGUUGACACACGUGGAAAUGCUCCCUAUGAGGCUAUUGAGCAGCAUUCUCGACAUUUGCCUCAGCAGAGUUCCUACACGAAUCCGCUAGAUGGUUGCUACAGCCAUGACCCGGCUCCCUACCCACCUGGGUCCCGAGGCUCUCCAAACCCACCCAACUCUUACGCAGUAGUGCCUCAUUCAGGGGUACCUGUCGAACCAAUGGUGAAUCAUCCUACCAGUGUGACACCUAUACGGCACGGUAUGCAUGGACAGAGUCCCUCGCGUCAAAUGAUGGCCUCGGAAGAGGAACGACCUUUUUACGCUGCCAUGCAACCGACAGUCGAGGAUGAGAAUGAUGAGGGACCCCCUCCACCACCGCCAGUCCAUAGAUCAUCUGUUGGCCCGGCAGUGCAGCGUCCUGUGGCGAGCCCCAGUUCAUACAAACCAUACUCUCAUGAGUAUUCUCAACGCGCUGAAUCCCGGAGUCCUCACGCCCCCCCGGCCGCAUAUCCAACCGACCCGGACUUCUCGCAUUCAUUGUCCAAGUCCCCUUCUCAAGGACACGUCAGAGGCUAUCUUCCAGAGGCAUAUGACUCACCGGUCCCAUCAAGUCUCAUUGCAGGCUAUGAUUCUGCGAGUAUGGCAGUUGAGCUGUCGAGACCGACUUAUCCGGACAAUCGUGUUAGUCGUGUGCCAACCGGGGCACCUCCACAGUCUGAUAUAGCCUAUAUACAUGAGAACACCCACGCUCAAAAUUCAGUUCAACCAUUACGGUCAUCUCCGGCACCUGUUGAUCAGAGUAUUGUGCGCGCACAAUCUGGCUCGGUCAGCCCCAGUCCGCGUCCGUUAUCGUAUAGAAAGUCUGUCAGCCCGCGUCCCCCAUCGCGAGAUAACCGCGAGAUAGCAGGGGUGCCAUUCUCGCCGGACUCAUUUGAUGCUUUGAACCCAAGGAGAUCCCCGUCUGCGACCCGGGAAAGCAGGCCGCGCUAUGAGACUCCGGACCGGGAAAUGGAAAUUACGAAGCAAGCCGAUGUGGGGGCCGAUGAUGGUCCAAUUAUUGGUGAUGAUGGUCGCAUUAUUGAUCCUUCCGACCAUCUGCCGUCUGAAACGUGGGCUCCUGAGCCGGAGAAGAAGACCAAAAAGCCGGAGGUUAUCAUUCGCUUCAAGCACAAUCCCCAAAACGCUUCGCAUAGUGCUCGGUCAUCUCCUCGAGAGCAUCAUCAUUCGGCGUCCGUAACGCCAGAAUCGACUCAUCGGCAUACGAUCAGGCCUUGGAGCUAUAAGCCGAACGGCAGCCAGCAACCUCGGCAACAUCAUGAGCAUCCAUCGCCCACGACCUAUACACCGCCUCGUCCUGGAAGCCAAGGUCGGGAUUACGAUAGGCAUGACUCUUAUUCUCACCAACGAAAUCAAAGCACACAAGCAACAUAUAGCACACCUCCGCGCCAUAGAUCAGUGUCGCCGAACCCCAACCCUCAAACCUCUCCACUCUAUUCAUAUGGUAGUAGCGGACCCCCGAUUCCUGCCAAGGUUCCUAUUGCUACUCCGGUAGCGAAUAAUGGGUAUAAUCGCGGUUCCGGAAUGGAUGCUCUCAGCCAAGAAUUGCAGUCGAUAGAUAUCGGGUCUGGGGGAUACGAGCCUGUCCGCGCGGUUCGAAGAUAUGCGCCUAGACUUCCAGCCACGACUAGUGGAGGCUAUCGAUAG